Molecule: messenger RNA, 3230 nt
Organism: Colletotrichum scovillei
Lineage: Eukaryota; Fungi; Ascomycota; Sordariomycetes; Glomerellales; Glomerellaceae
Exons: 2
Coding region: 632-2557 (641 amino acids)
Source: RefSeq, a predicted model, not a curated record
AUCAAAUGCUGUCAUUAGCAAUCAAAGCUGGGGAAUUCGGUACCAACGCUGACUUUCCCACACUUCAUUCAGAGCUCGAGCAACCUAGCAGUCGCCUUUGCAUUUUAUCUGAACAGCGUCUUGCGCCUGACUGCACACUCUGCUUAUUCUAGCUAUUGGGUGCCCAAAGUCGAACACGGAGCAAACCCGGCCGAAUUCUGGUGGACCGAGUUGGUAUGCCCGCUCCCCUCUUCUGGCGAACAAGUAAAGGUCCGCUCGUACCUUACCUGAGCCUCUUUGCGCAGCGCUCCCUUGAUUCCUUCAAGGGUAGGAGGGAACUAUCGAUCGGACCUGGUUGAACGUGUAGCAUAUGUUUGUCUGGCUUGUCGUUGGGCCAGCUCUCUAUUGCCGACAUACGCUGAUGGUUGGGCAAACUCAGGAUUCAAGGGUUACGAGCUCCUCCCGCAUUUAAUACGGAUCCAUACCCCCUCCUCUCGAACCUCCCAACCCACCACCGAACGAGAGCCUUUUUUUUGCUUCAAGCAACACCAAUACGAGCCCCCCCGUCGCACUGCUAGCAGCCUCAAGCUUCGUAACGUGAAUCGCCCUGUCCGCGUUGGCCUGCCUUGCAUGGCUUGUAGCAUGAGGUGUUAUGGGUAUGCGUCGCUCUUCUCCAAGUUCAACUCCCGCCACCACCUUGCCAUACCCACCUUCUCGACCACUGCUUUCGAAGGAUGCUGCCACUAUAGCCCUCCGGCGAAUGUCAGGCGCUGCCUCGCCGGCGCUCGAGACUCUGGAGCUGGCUGUGGCGGCCGACUGCACAGGUCAUGCGCCUUUAAAACUCACCGGCCUAAGGCUUUACCAUUCGACCGAGAAGCUUGCUAACCUCGAUGGUUCUUAUGCGGAAGCAGGUCAUAAUCGAACAAUGUCUCCCGAAAGCGUCUCCUCUCUAUUCCCCCAGAGGCCGAUUCGUCCCUUGCCGAAGCGUCGCUUGAGGGAACGCCUCUCUCCCGAGGUGGCAGACUCCAUCGAGUACCCCCCUGCGAACCACAACAGUAGUCCUCUGUUCUACUACCCAAAUAUCGUGCGAGAUGAGAUGCCCUUCAAGGCAGGAGGCUUGAACGGUGCGAGUCGAGGUAAUGGAGGGUAUGGAGGAGCACCCCGAGGAACCCCAGCGAUUGGAGAGAGUGACGAGGAGGAAUUGGCGCUGAGCAGCAGCAAAGUGGUUCGGCGUUCACAUCCAGAGAUACUCAACCGCGUCUCAACGAAGCCUCCGAAACCGGAGCACUCUAAGCACCCCAGUCCUCAACCGCCUCCUUCGACGACAUCCUCAGCAGAUGGGUACGAAUCGUUCGAGAACACCAACAACAAGAAGAAGAGGAAGAUUCCGACUGCUGGAGACUCGACACUAUCUGGUGUACACUCCAUGGGUGAUAUCAACUCUAUAGGUGUAUCAACAGUCAUGUCUCCGUCAAACGACCACGGUGACCUUGCUGGAUCGAUACCACCGUCAUACUACGGGGCUGGAAGUUUCGUUGGAAACAAUCAAGGCAUCUCAGGACCAGGACGAGGCAGAUUCGGAAGAUCAAGGAAUGGCAGAAGUCCGCUUAGGGCUCUAUCCGACGCAACAAUCAACUGGGUGGGCAGGGGAGCCAAGAUCCGGCCGCCUCAAUGGGCAACGUCAAACGAAAAUCCCGGCAUCAUUUCAAGUGCCAUUGCGAAUGCAGAAAAGGUCCACUCAGCUCCGGGUCAGGAAAACGUGAGCCUCCUCCAUCAGCAAUCCUCCAGCGUCAAAUCUAGCCCUACUGCCACUCAGUUCACCUUCACUUGCGACUCCCCAGUUCCAAAGCCUCACUGGCCCGGAACUGAUCCUGCGAUCUCCCACCCCGGAUACCCCAGACAACCCAGACACGCCUCGAUGGCGACACAGACUACGCCAGAUGCCGCCGGCACGGAAACUGGCUCAGGCGAUCCUGCGCCUGCUGGCAAGAAGGCUCCCCGGCCCAUGUCAAAGAAGAAGCGCCGUCAGCUUGCUGAGAAGGAACUGCGUAACGCAGCCAAGUCACGUCGUCAGGAAGCCGAGGAGAAAUACUACAAAAAUCCACCCAAGCUCGAGGAUAUGUGGAUUUGCGAAUUUUGCGAGUACGAGAGAAUAUUUGGCUCGCCUCCUUAUGCCUUGAUCCGGCAAUACGAGAUCAAGGACAAGAAAGCCCGCGAGAAGGAGUCAGAGCGGAAGCGACUCUUGGAGAAGGCCAAAACCAAGGGCAGGAAGGCCAGGAAGCAAGCCAAGUCCCCCGCCAAGACGACUUCAUCUCACAACCACACCGAGGACCAAGGCGCUCGUGCUCCUGUGGACCCUGAUGAGAGCAACUCCAGUCCUGGCGAUGACUAUCUUGACGAUUAUCCGAAUGGCAACUAUCACAACGACGAAGACUUUGAAGAUACAUACUCUCAGGACGACCCGCCGAUGCUGCUCAGCGACGACCCAGACCAAGAGUGUACUUGCCCACAUACAACCUGCAGCGAUUGCGGCGGAGACCAGAAUGAGGUGGAUGACCCCGGCGAGGCAGUUGACUGAAGAGGUCCACUCGCGGGCUUCCUGGGGUGCACAGCACUGUGAUUUUGGUGACCGCGCGUGGUCUCUUUCACUUACCCAUACUUCAUUAUACCCGUUAUCGCAUCAAUACAACAGCACAGCAUUGGCCUCACAGGUCUCAGCAUCGGAGGCUGAUCAUUGGUCGGUUGGCUGGCAAGUGAAGGGAACGCCAACCUACUUGGACAUUGCUUGAUGAUAUUGGAAGCAUCAUGACCCAUCAACUUGGGUUUGGACAAAGGCGCCUUUCAGCCACCCUUUGGAAUACGCCCUCAUCAUCAACAUGUUUUUAUUACUAGCGACCACCAUUUUCAGCAAUGGAAGUUAACAACCGAAAAUACCAGAAAAAAACAAGGCAAUACUCGUCUCAGAGAGUUCGAGUUCUAUGCCACGAUGAUGGAACGCACCAAGCAUUGCCCAUGCCUUCUAAGAGACCGUCGAGCUAAGAAUCAAGCUCGUGGUGUUGUCUGUUUGGAAAGCUGUCGAGGGAGGCUUGGAACUUUAAUCAGCGGGUCAGGAUGGAUAUUGGUCCAGCCAGGUCUAGACUUUUGAGGCUCAGGAAAGGGAGACGGGAGGUUGUCAAACGCCUCGUGAAGGUUACUUGUCAAAGAUACACACACAUACCCCUUACCCUUAGACUACAUCAAGUCGUCCCCAG